Cornus florida is the source of this 576-nucleotide messenger RNA. RefSeq lists its product as uncharacterized. The coding region runs from base 1 to 576 and encodes 191 amino acids. The record is from RefSeq and is a predicted model, not a curated record. NCBI's taxonomy places the organism in Eukaryota, Viridiplantae, Streptophyta, Magnoliopsida, Cornales, Cornaceae. The transcript has a single exon. Gene Ontology annotation, molecular function: nucleic acid binding; RNA-DNA hybrid ribonuclease activity.
AUGUUGGCCGAGUUCGAUAUCCAGUGCCUUGCGCCCUGCGCCAUCUUAAGUCAGGCUAUGGCUGACUUGAUAGCCCAAUUCCUUUCUAAAAACUUCGAGCCAGUGCACAAUGACUUGCCCCAUGACGAGUUCGGGUUGGUCUGUUGUGCGGAUCAAAGCAUGAUGUGGACCCUGUCAUUUGACGGAUCGUCAACCUCCACGGGAGGCGGCGCGGGAGUAGUGCUAACACCCGAGCAAGGGAAAGUCCAAAAUCUAUCAUUUAAACUCACUUUCGGAUGCUCCAACAAUACGGCAAAAUAUGAAGCCCUAGUAUUAGGCUUAUUGGCAGCACGGGAAGAUAAGAUCAAGCGGUUACGUGUCCAAGGUGACUCAAAUUUAGUGGUGAAGCAGUUGGAUGGAUCAUAUGCCAUCAAGGAGCCGGCGUUAGCGGCGUACAAAACAAUCAUUCAAAAACUUAGCAGUAAUGCUGACAAGCUCUGUAUAACUUAUGCACCUCGGACAGCCAAUCGACAUCCGGAUGCCCUGGCAACCUUGGGAUCUAAAGCUGAAAUUACAGGAGAAUCAGUAGAUAUUUGA